This is a messenger RNA of Amaranthus tricolor (Joseph's coat), 2341 nucleotides long. RefSeq names its product ribulose bisphosphate carboxylase/oxygenase activase, chloroplastic-like. Gene Ontology annotation, molecular function: ATP binding; ribulose-1,5-bisphosphate carboxylase/oxygenase activator activity; ATP hydrolysis activity. Bases 739 to 2067 code for a protein of 442 amino acids. The record is from RefSeq and is a predicted model, not a curated record. Gene Ontology annotation, cellular component: thylakoid; chloroplast stroma. Lineage: Eukaryota; Viridiplantae; Streptophyta; Magnoliopsida; Caryophyllales; Amaranthaceae. The transcript is spliced from 7 exons.
UUUCCCCUAUAUAUGAUCCUUCUUAAUCCUCAAAUUUCUCUCAAAAUAGUCUUGUCAUUCUGAUUACUUACUUAAAAUGUACAAGAUUUUGACUUUUUGCUUUUGGCAUACUUUUCUCUAAAACAAUUAACAACUAACGUAUAGUUUUUUUUUACCAAACAUCUCUAUAACAGUUGAAUUAAAUAGUUGAUUUUAUAAGCUAAUACUUUCAUGUGGUCAAACUAGUCAAUAUCUCGACCUAACAGUUAUUUGCCAAACAAACCACUAAACAAAAAAUUAAAUUAAAUUUAGUAAAAAUUAAGUAUCAUGUAGCAAAUUAAGUUUGAAGAAUGUUAUAUAUUAUCCAAAACAUGUUGACGAAACAGAUGAUGUAAAGCAAAAAGAUUUGUGGUAAAGAAGCAAUAAGAUUAUAGUAACAAUAUUUAAUUGGAGAAGAAAUAACAUGAAAUUGUAGCCUCAAGGGGACCAAAGUUUAGGAUUGUAGUAAUGAUUAAUCAUUAAUGAACAAAUCUAGUGUUGCCACGUGGCAGUAGAGUAAUCUUGAUUUUGUGGCAAUUGGAGAUUUGUAAAUCAAAAAAAAAAGUAAUGGUGUACAAAACAUUUCAACUUACUAUAAGUCUUGCCCUUCCAUGCUCUUUAUCUUCCCUAAGGAAUCCUCAACACUUCGAAAUAACUUCUUUUGCAUUCCCCAUUUCCUUCUCUUAAGCCUUCAUUAGCCAUCUCAACCGUCCGAUCCAAAUGGCUACUGCUGUCUCAACCGUUGGAGUUGCCAACAAGGCACCCUUGAGCCUGAAUGGGUCAAAUGUGGGGGCAACCGUCCCAACCUCAGCGUUUAUGGGGAGCAGCCUAAAGAAGCCCAACAGUCUGAGAUUCCCUUGCAGCUCCAGGACUUCUUCCAUGACCAUCAAGGCUGCUGACUACAACGAGGAAAAGCAAACCAGCAAAGACCGAUGGGCUCAUUUGGCCACCGAUCAGUCCGAUGAUCAGCUCGACAUUCGUCGUGGUAAGGGUGCUGUCGACUCGCUCUUCCAAGCCCCCGAAAAUAUGGGUACCCACGUUGUUGUCCAAUCUAGCUGGGAAUACGAGAGUGCUGGCAUCAAGAGGUACAACUUGGACAACAUGUCCGGUGAUUUCUACAUUGCUCCCGCUUUCAUGGACAAGCUUGUUGUUCACAUUACCAAGAACUACUUGAACUUGCCCAACAUCAAGGUUCCCCUUAUCUUGGGUAUCUGGGGAGGAAAAGGUCAAGGGAAAUCCUUCCAAUGUGAGCUUGUGUUCGCCAAGAUGGGAAUUACCCCCAUCAUGAUGAGUGCCGGAGAAUUGGAAAGUGGAAAUGCAGGAGAGCCAGCCAAGUUGAUUAGGCAAAGGUACAGAGAGGCUGCAGACAUCAUUGCCAAGGGUAAGAUGUGUGCUCUCUUCAUCAACGAUCUUGACGCUGGUGCUGGUCGUCUUGGUGGCACCACCCAAUACACCGUCAACAACCAAAUGGUUAACGCCACCCUUAUGAACAUCGCCGACAACCCAACCAAUGUCCAACUCCCUGGUAUGUACAAUAAACAAGAGAAUGCACGUGUCCCAAUCAUUGUCACUGGUAACGAUUUCUCCACCUUGUACGCUCCCCUUAUCCGUGAUGGUCGUAUGGAGAAGUUCUACUGGGCUCCAACUCGUGAGGACCGUAUUGGUGUCUGCACUGGUAUCUUUAGGACCGACAACGUCCCUAAAGAACACAUUGUCAAGCUUGUUGACUCCUUCCCUGGUCAAUCCAUCGAUUUCUUUGGUGCCUUGAGGGCUCGUGUAUAUGACGAUGAAGUAAGAAAGUGGGUGUCCGGAGUAGGAAUCGAAACAAUCGGAAAAAAGCUUGUCAACUCAAGGGAAGGACCGCCAACCUUCGAACAACCAAAGAUGACCUUGGAUAAGUUGCUCGAGUAUGGAAACAUGUUGGUGCAAGAGCAAGAGAACGUUAAGAGAGUCCAACUUGCCGACAAGUACUUGAGCGAGGCUGCUCUUGGUGAUGCUAACAAAGAUGCCAUCGAGAGUGGAAAUUUCUUCGGAGCCCAAGCAGCUUAGUAACGUAAAGUUACCAACUUUUAAAGGUUGUAUUGACCCUAAAGCAGCAAACUUAGACCCAACUGCAAGGAGUAACGGGAGCUGCACGUACAGUUUCUAGGCCAUGUAUUUUUUUGCUUUAUAUUUUUUAAGUCUAAUGAGAUAAGGGAACAAAUUCCACUAUACUUUCUUUUUUGUUCUUUUGUCUCUUGGUGAGUUGUUUUCUUAAUUUUGUGUAAGAAUUCACCAUCAUUUUGUUUAUUUUGUGGAAUGGAUCAUUUGGGUUUUUGUAUAA